Messenger RNA from Diospyros lotus (date-plum), 2339 nucleotides. RefSeq lists its product as uncharacterized. The coding region runs from base 51 to 2165 and encodes 704 amino acids. The record is from RefSeq and is a predicted model, not a curated record. The transcript has a single exon. Lineage: Eukaryota; Viridiplantae; Streptophyta; Magnoliopsida; Ericales; Ebenaceae.
ACGGCGAUUCACCUUUAACGGAACUGAGUCACUGAACCAGACUCCACCCCAUGAAGAUGAAGCAGGCUCUGGCUCUCCGUUUCUUAAUCGCUUUGUGCCUAUGGUUUCCUACGGCGGCAGACCAUGAAGGCCGAAGCGCGCGCGGCUCCAUCCUCUUCUACACGGUGGGUCGCUCCAGCUACGAGUUCGACAUCUUCAGUCUCCCGAUACAGGUCGAUGAUUCCACGCCCAACUCUGCCAACGAAUUUCAGAUAACCGACGGCCGCUCCGUCAACUACAACGGCCAUUUCCCCGCCAUCUCCCCAUCAUCACCGUCCAUUCUGCUUGAUCAAAUCCUCACCACAAACCCAGCUUCGCGGCCGCCGAUCCACCUGAUCUAUGUCUCCGAGCGGAACGGAUCUUCGACUAUAUACCUCGACGCAGUAUUCCAUGGUGGCGGUCCUGAUGGCGGCAGAAGGAGGUCAACGCUCGAAGUUUCGAAUCGGGUUCAAGUCCCUUUGGUCGGGAAUCAACAAUCCCACGGUCGGAUUUCGAUGAAGGAUAGGCCCAGUUUGGUGGGUGAUCAUCUGGUCUACGUUUCGACCCAUGAGAAGAGUCGCGUGCCGAGGACGAGUUGGACGGCGGUGUACUCAACUCACCUGCGGACCGGGUUGACUCAGAGAUUGACCCCUCAUGGGGUGACUGAUUUUAGCCCCGCUGUGUCGCCGUCGGGGACUUGGACGGCCGUGGCGUCGUAUGGAGAAGGAAGGUGGAGCGGCGAAGUGCAAGAGCUGAAGACCGAUAUAUUUAUUUUCAGGACCAAGGACGGGUCCGGCCGAGUCAAGGUGGUGGAGCACGGCGGGUGGCCUAGUUGGAUGGACGAGUCCACUCUUUACUUUCACAGGGAGAGUGACGAUGGGUGGUGGAGCGUCUACAGAGCAGUUCUUCCUAAAAGCGGCCGAAUCAGUGUUGACUCGGUGGUGACUCAGCGAGUCACUCCACCGGGCCUUCAUGCUUUCACUCCGGCGACUUCGACUGCCAACAGGACCUUCAUUGCCGUGGCAACCCGGCGACCCGAUUCAGAGUAUCGCCACGUAGAGCUCUUUGACGUCGUUUCUAAGCAGUUUUGGGAGGUCACCCGAUAUGUUUCUCCAAAAGCCAAUCACUUUAAUCCAUUCGUCUCCCCCGAUUUCACCCGAGUCGGGUACCAUAAAUGCAGAGGGCUGAGCAACGUCAUGACAGAUAACCACUUGUUACUCGAAAACAUCCACACCCCACUAAAAGAUGUAUCAGCUUUCCGCAUCGAUGCUCCUUUUCCUUCUUUCUCUCCGGCAGGUGAUCGAAUUGCUUUUGGUUUCCAGGGCAUUUCUGUGAUGAACCUAGAUGGGUCGGGCCUUCGCCAGGUCUAUUCUGGAAGAGUAUUCGCAACCGCUUGGGAUCCAAUAAGGAAAGGGGUAAUAUACACCAGCGCUGGACCCUCAUUUUCUUCAGUGAGCACCAAAGUUGACGUGAUCUCUAUCAAUGUUGACGACGACGAAUUGACCCACAAAAAAUUGACGGAGGGAGGCGAGAACAACGCCUUCCCAUCGCCUUCGCCCGACGGGAAAUGGGUCGUUUUCCGGUCGGGCCGCUCGGGUUACAAGAAUUUGUAUAUAAUGAAUGCCGUAAAUGGGGAGAAGGCCGGGCUGUUUAGACUCACGGAAGGGCCAUGGGACGACACGAUGGCAAAUUGGUCGCCCGAUGGAGAUUGGAUCGCCUUCUCAUCGGAUCGAGAAAACCCGGGUUCAGGAAGCUUUGCAUUAUACAUGGUCCACCCGAACGGGACGGGUCUGAAGAAGGUAUUCGAGAGCGCGCCAGGUGGACGGGUGAACCACCCGUGGUUCAGCCCGGACGGGAAGAGCAUGGUCUUUACGUCAGACUACGCCGCCGUGUCGGCGGAACCAAUCUCCAACCCUCAUCACUUUCAGCCCUACGGCGAAAUCUUUACGAUGAGAUUGGACGGUUCCGGGUUGAGGAGAAUGACCCAUAACUCGUACGAGGACGGGACACCGACGUGGGGACCCGCUUUCAUGAGGCGGGUCGAUGUGCAGCGACCCCUUGACGAACAAUGCAACUUCAGCGACAAUCCUUGGCUUAGAGCCGUUACGAAUUCUGUCGCCGUAAAAGCCCAGUGCGGCGGCCAGUGAUAUGUAGCCUGUCCGAAGUAAAACUGUUUUGUACAUAUUUUGUUUGUGCUGUAGUACCAUGAUGUACCACUACUUGCAGCUUAUAUUUUUCAGAUUGACCUAUUUGACAUGAUAGUUGUUUAUGGGACAAUUCGAUUUGUGUCCGAAGUAAAACUGUUUUGUACAUAUUUUUCA